UUCUCCAUAAAAUUCGCUUCUCUGUCCAACCUUCUCUUCACAAUCUCCACACUCUCUAUGUCUCUUUAUCUCUCCUCACCAUAUUGUCACCGUGGACCACUCAUUGCAAUUUGCAAAUUCAUAGCAGAAGAUGAAUCCUAGACACAAUGCAAGGUGACAACAAUUCCAGAUGACAUUCAACAACAAAAAAACUGCAUCAUUUGUUAUAUGCUUUUUUUUUUCCUCUUAUGAGUUAUGACCAAAUAAAUUAAACAAAGAAAAAGACGUGCUCAUAUCACACAUUGUGACCUCUCAAUCUAUUCGGGGACCAAAGGUCGCCGGAGGAAGACGGUUGAUGAUCAAAUGUCAGCUUCGGAGAGCAGCCGAGAGAAGCUAGCGGGCUUGACACUCGACGAAAUUUUAGCCAACCAAAAGAGAUUAGCCGCCACGCCACUGCCACCGAGCCUACCACCUCCUACCAAGAGCCGAACCCUUCUUGACAUUAUCAGAGAAGACGAGUCCACCAAAAAAGAUCGCAGAUCUUGGAAAGCAUUCAAGGACAAGAUUCGUCUGAAGCGCGCUGGCUCCGCUUGGACAUCGUCAAUUCACAUUCCGACUUCUGAUGUGCCCAUCUCAAACCCAAACUCCAGGAACAACUUUGCCAAUCUCGGCCGCCGCGACUCCGUACGAUUCCAGACUUACCCGACCGACUACUCGGACAUGUCAAAUCAGUACAACGCUCACCAAGUAGAAGACCUCGAUCCCACAGAGGACUCUGACUCUCCAGCUUCGGCGGCACCGACCACUAGACCCCAGUUCUCCCGCAAAGGAUCCACCCGCUACGCCGUCGACCCCUCUUUCGACAACAAUGUUGGCGGCGUUAGUCUCCGGCCGCAACUGUCGCGGCGGAACUCCACCAGCGUUCAAACGGAGCCGUUCCGACGAGGGCGGGUGGUGACAUUUCGGGACAACAUGGAUGCUGACGAGGAGGUUGAGGAGUCGUACGACCGCCGCCCAGAAACUGGGCGGGCGUUGUCGGCGAGGGAGGCAGUGGUGGCGCAGGAGGCAGCAGAAGCAGCUGCUGCGGCAGAGGCGGAGGAGGAGGCGGGGAGGGGUCAGGUGACGAUGUCGUUGAUGGACUUGCUGGAAGAGACUGAUAGGGAGAUGGGGCUUGAAGGUUCAAGGUAUAUAUUAAGUGAUGAUGAUGAGGAAGAUGAUGACGAGGAAGGUGGGGUAGAUGAGGAUGAAGAUGUUGUAGGUGGUGGUUCUAUGGAGCACACUUGCUGCAUUUGCAUGGUGAGGCAUAAAGGUGCUGCUUUGAUGCCUUGUGGUCACACUUUCUGCCGGAUGUGUUCGAGGGAGCUUAUGGUCAGCAAGGGGAACUGCCCAAUCUGCAACAAUUUUAUUUUAGAGAUUCUUGACAUUUUCUGAUUUUUGUUUUUUAUUUUGUGAAUUUAUGGGUUCACCUUUUGUUUGAGUUGGAACUGAUUUUUUGUUUUUAAUCUGUUAUUUAUUUCUCCCUUGUGAAUCUUGAGGUGGAUGACGAUCUUUGGGUUUCUUUUCGUGCACAUGAUGUUUUUUAGAAAGUAUGAUUAUGUGGAUCACUGGCUCAAUUCUUAUUCUAAUUGCGGUUGUAUAACUAUACCUAUUGUAAUACUAAAAUAAUA
Molecule: messenger RNA, 1646 nt
Organism: Lotus japonicus
Lineage: Eukaryota; Viridiplantae; Streptophyta; Magnoliopsida; Fabales; Fabaceae
Exons: 4
Coding region: 343-1410 (355 amino acids)
Source: RefSeq, a predicted model, not a curated record